Messenger RNA from Carassius carassius (crucian carp), 3173 nucleotides. Its product is annotated as protein O-mannosyl-transferase TMTC3-like. The coding region runs from base 178 to 2973 and encodes 931 amino acids. Gene Ontology annotation, molecular function: protein binding; mannosyltransferase activity. NCBI's taxonomy places the organism in Eukaryota, Metazoa, Chordata, Actinopteri, Cypriniformes, Cyprinidae. Gene Ontology annotation, cellular component: endoplasmic reticulum. The transcript is spliced from 14 exons. The record is from RefSeq and is a predicted model, not a curated record. Gene Ontology annotation, biological process: protein O-linked glycosylation via mannose.
UUUUAUUCUACCAAGCAUUUUGACCCGGAAGCAGUUUUUGUUCCUUGCUAAUUCAAUGCUUGAGCUCGAACUUGAUGCUGCAGCCAAAAUAAACACACCACUUCUUUUUUGAUUUAGUUUUAAUCAGAAAUGUCAAGGAUUGGCUCUUGCAGUGUUCAAUGAGGUCUCACGUCAGCGAUGGCUGUAGUGUCGUGGAAGGAGAUCUGUCUUCUGAUUGGACUGGUGGUGGGCUGCUAUUGGAACAGCCUGCUCUGUGGUUUCGUGUUCGAUGAUGUCUCUGCCAUCCUGGAUAACAAAGACCUUCGCCCCACCACCCCACUGAAGAACCUCUUCCUCAAUGACUUCUGGGGCACACCCAUGUCAGAGGAGAGGAGCCAUAAGUCCUACCGGCCGCUCACUGUUCUCACCUUCCGCCUCAAUUACCUGUUCAGCGAGUUAAGCUCCUCUUCAUACCACCUCCUCAAUGUGGUUCUCCACGCCGUGGUGUGUGUCCUCUUCCUCCACUUCUGCCGUCUGCUCUUGGACCGAAGCACCAGUCUCGUAGCGGCUCUGCUGUUUGCUGUUCAUCCCAUCCACACAGAGGCUGUGACAGGUGUUGUUGGCAGGGCUGAGUUGCUGUCCUCCAUUUUCCUGCUGGCUGCUUUCCUGGAAUACACCAAAUCAAAAGGGACCGAUAACUCCAUAGUGUGGACUCCCAUCAUUUCUACCGUGUUCCUGGUUGCCGUUGCCACGCUAUGCAAGGAGCAGGGAAUAACGGUCAUUGGGAUAUGCUGUAUUUACGAGGUGUUUGUUGCCCAAGGGUUCACUCUGCCCAUGCUGAUUGACACCCUACUUCAGGUGUUGAGUGGAAAAGAUGGUUUUCCCUAUGCUGUUCUCCAAACCCUUUUGAAGCUCAUUGUCCUGAUCAUCAGCACACUAUUGUUGGUCAUCGUCAGGGUGCAGGUCAUUCAGUCCCAGUUGCCAGUGUUCACCAGGUUUGAUAAUCCAGCUGCCGUCAGCUCCACCCCGACCAGGCAGCUGACCUUUAACUACCUCCUGCCAGUAAAUGCCUGGCUGCUGCUCAACCCCUCUGAGUUGUGUUGUGACUGGACAAUGGGCACUAUUCCUCUUGUGGAGUCCCUGCUGGACCCUCGCAACCUCUCCACUGUAACAUUUUACGCCAUGUUGAGCCUCCUGGCUUAUCACAGCCUUUGGUACGGCCACAGCUCUGCAAAGAUCGUCAUGAUGGCACUGUCGUUGAUCGUCCUUCCUUUUAUCCCUGCAUCCAACCUGUUUUUCCCUGUGGGCUUUGUUGUAGCCGAAAGGGUCCUGUACGUGCCCAGCAUGGGAUUUUGUGUUUUGGUAGCCCAUGGAUUUAAACUCCUGUCCCAAAGAGGAGGCCUAAAGAAAACGUCUUGGUUGCUCAUGGGAGUUCUUCUAACAACACACGCCGUGAAGACUUUCAACAGAAACUGGGAUUGGGAGUCAGAAUACACGCUUUUUACAUCUGCACUGAAAGUAAACAGGAAUAAUGCCAAACUCUGGAACAAUGUCGGACAUGCUUUGGAGAAUCAAAAUAGUUAUGAAAGAGCGUUGAGAUACUUCCUUCAGGCCACACGAGUGCAACCAGAUGACAUUGGGGCCCACAUGAACGUUGGGAGAACCUACAAAAACCUAAACCGGUCCAGAGAGGCAGAGGAGGCAUAUCUAAUUGCAAAAUCCCUUAUGCCACAGAUCAUUCCAGGGAAGAAGUAUGCAACCCGUGUGGCCCCCAACCAUCUGAACGUCUACAUUAACCUGGCAAACCUAAUUCGGGCGAAUGAUUCCCGUCUGGAGGAAGCCGACCAACUCUAUAGGCAGGCCAUCAGCAUGAGACCGGACUUCAAGCAAGCCUACAUCAGUCGAGGGGAGCUUCUGCUGAAAAUGAACAAGCCCAGUGAGGCGAAGGACGCCUACCUACGAGCACUGGAGCUGGACCAUACCAAUGCAGACCUGUGGUACAAUCUGGCAAUUGUCAAUAUUGAGAUGAAGGACCCCUCAGAGGCUUUGAGAAACUUUAAUCGUGCAUUGGACCUGAAUCCACGGCACAAACUGGCACUCUUCAACUCAGCGCUUCUAAUGCAAGAGUCAGGCGAGGCGAAAUUUCGCCCUGAGGCAAAUCGUCGCUUUCUCAUCUACGUGAAAGAAGAGCCGGAUGAUGCUAAUGGCUACUUCAACCUGGGCAUGCUGGCAAUGGACGCUAACGAGAACGAAGAGGCAGAGCGCUGGAUGCGGGAGGCCAUUCGGCUGCAACCCGGCUUCCGCAGCGCUUUGUUUAACUUGGCCCUGCUCUACUCUCAGUCACAACGUGAAAUGGAUGCUCUCCCAGUGCUUGAGGAGCUGCUGCGGUACCACCCGGAGCACGUCAAAGGCCUGAUCCUCAAGGGAGACAUCCUCAUGAACCACCGCAAGGAUACGCCUGGCGCCAAAGCCUGUUUCGAACGCAUCUUGAACAUGGACCCCAGCAACGUGCAGGCCAAGCAUAACCUCUGUGUGGUGUACUUUGAAGAACGGGAGCUCCAGCGAGCUGAGCACUGUCUGGUGGAGACGCUUGCUAUGGCCCCGCAGGAAGAGUACAUCCGACGGCACCUCGCCAUCGUACGCAACAAAAUGGUUGAUAUGAGCACUGCCGGACAGACUAUUUCACCAACAGAGGGUGGUAGUGAAUCGGACAAGCAGCAAGAGCAACAACAACAAGACAAACAGGAGGAGGAAGGGCAGGGAGUUGCCUCAGGAGCAGGGGAGGGGGCCAGGAAAGAGAAGAAUUUGAGGAAAUCCUCCCCCAAAGAAAGCGUCAACAGCCAGGGCCAUGGCCAAUCAAAGAAGCUGGAUGCGGGCCAGCCUGACAAGCAGACUAAGAGCAAAUCCACAAAAGAGAUUAAAGAUAUAGAAAAGAAAAGGGCAGCUGCCUUGAAGAGACUGGAGGAGAUUGAACGCAUAUUAAGCAGUGAUUAACCUUGUUUAUCAACCACCACACUAUUUUUAUUUUAAGUGCGAGACCCUUCUGUUUUUUGUUUUUGAGACCUUGAUUAUGCAUGUUUCAUUGCACUUUUUUUGAUGUUUUGUGUCUUUUAUAUAAUGUGGUAUACCUCCUUUUCCCACAGCUUUAAUUAUGUAAAGCUGUUUGGUUGAAAAGUUAAAAACCAGGUGUGCUC